Molecule: messenger RNA, 402 nt
Organism: Zootoca vivipara (common lizard)
Lineage: Eukaryota; Metazoa; Chordata; Lepidosauria; Squamata; Lacertidae
Source: RefSeq, a predicted model, not a curated record
CUGCAGGUUUCAGCCAUGUGGCUCUACCUGGCUGCCCUGCUGGGGCUUUACUUCCUUCGCCGAUGGUACCAGGAGAGACAGAUGGUGGAGAACCUGACGGAGAAAUACGUCCUCAUCACUGGCUGUUCCUCUGGCUUUGGGAACCACCUUGCCAAGCACCAGGAUGCCCGGGGUCUGCGGGUAUUGGCAACCAGUACCACACACAAGGGGACAGAGCAGCUGGAGAAGGUCACCUCAGAGCGCUUGAAAACCACCGUUCUGGAUGUCACCAGUACAGAGAGCAUUGCGGCAGCGACGGAGUGGGUGAAAGAACAAGUGGGGAACAAAGGUAGCUUUUCGUUGUGUUGUUUCCAUGCUCUGGAUCAGACAAUGCAGAAUGUUAUAGGAAAUGACCUGGAAUGA